Molecule: messenger RNA, 5356 nt
Organism: Chlamydomonas reinhardtii
Lineage: Eukaryota; Viridiplantae; Chlorophyta; Chlorophyceae; Chlamydomonadales; Chlamydomonadaceae
Exons: 21
Coding region: 232-4518 (1428 amino acids)
Biological process (GO): actin filament polymerization
Cellular component (GO): actin filament; cytoplasm
Molecular function (GO): actin binding; microtubule binding
Source: RefSeq, a predicted model, not a curated record
AACCCGCACGCUCGGGGGGCUCUGGGAGUCGCCCGAGGCAAAUCCUACCUCAAUAUUUAGACGCCGCCUUUUUGUAGGUACAUAACUUACAUCAUUAGUGGGCAUUAGCGCUCGGCAGAGGACAAAACAUGUUGGUCAGGGCUCAAGUCGCGAAAUUGACCAGAGCCCAUAUCUCGCAUAGGCGGUAUUUUGGGCCUGUAUCUAGUGCCGUCGACUAAGGUUCACCGAUAGAUGUCAUCCGGACUGCGUAGGGCAAAUUCCAACUCUUUUGAAGGCCAGGACAGCCCUCCCAACUGCCAGAGAAGAUGUCAUGAAAAGAUAAGAAACAAUUGCGAGCGCUCUCGGUCCAAGGCGGUUACUCCUGGGCGGGCGCUCUCCUGCGCCGCAGCAAGCGAGCAAGCGACGGAGCCGGCGCCUGGCCUGCACACAGCAUACGUGAGCACACAGCAUACUGCGGUGCCAGGGGCAGGUGGUCCUGGCGCCCGUGUGGCCCUCAGCUGCGGAUGCAUGGCGGGCGACACGGCAGCAUGCGCGUUGCCGUUCCUGCAGCUGCAGCAGCAAUCGCAGCCUGCUGGGAAUGGAGCUCACCAAAGUAGGCUACCAGUCCACAUAAUGCCACCAGGACCUGCUCGCGAUCAUCACAACCGCAAGCUCAGCGUUGCAAGGCUGCCAGCGCAGCCCAGUUUUGACGUCGCCCAAGGGGCGGGCGUGCAGGGGAUUUGUGUGGCAGGAACGCCAGCAACGCAGGCCCAAGGGCUUGGCGCCAUCGCGCCUGUGAGGAAUGCCGACUGCACCAGCAGCGCAACCGCUCAAGAAGAAUGGGCUGCAGUGGAGCCCCUACUAACGGCUAGCCCCCAUGCGGGCAGCACCCAAGCCGCUGUACGGGGUCCAAAGCGACCACAGCUUACUACUGCCGCCAACGACGGGGCAGAUGCAAGUGGCAAUGAUGCAGGUUGUGCGGUCAGCGCGGGCACAGCUGAGACUGAAUGCAGCGCGGACAGCGGGCCAUUGCCCGCGGCCCUUCGGAUGCCACAGCAGUCGAACACCUGCCGCGGCGGGCAUCAACCAGCACAGCAACGUGAACAUGAACUUCGGCGCAAACGCGGCGGGAGCUUAAGAAGUGCCGCCAGCAUCACGCGCGCAGGGAGGACGCACGGCUCACUGGGCUCGCUGCGCCCGUUAGUGCUGCUUCUGCUCGCCGCGGCUGCCUCCUGGCUGCCUCCGCUGCUGUUUCUGGUGCUGGCACCGCAGCCGGCCGCGGCCCUGGACGCGCCGCCCUACUUCUGCACUCCACUGGCGCCUCAGGCAUCCGCGGUAGGCACCACAACCUGCUCGCUGUGUGACUACGGCAAUACCUGCACGUCGCUGCCGGAGUCAUCCCUGGCAGACAUGUUUUACUCGGACGCCCGGCUGUGCACACUGCCGGACGUCAGCGACCUGGUGGAUCUGCCAGUGCGCAAGAUGGGCGCGGGGCAGAUUUGCAGCGGCCUGCAGACGGUGCGCUCGUUCGCACUGGUGAAUGAGUCCGACUCCAGCGGUGCCUCGGUAGGGCGGGUAUACGUGUUUAUGUCGCACAACGGCCGGCUCUACAUCACCUCGCGCUUCUCAUGCGGAGUCAUGUUCGCCACCGAUGACACCUACCUGUCUGAGGCGGGCAGGCAGACGGCAGCGGCAUACGUGUGGCGGGAUGGCGAUGCGGUCACCAACACUGCCUCUUACGUGGACGUCCUAUACGGCACCGGCUACUACAGCUGUUACACCCUGUCGGUGGACCUGAAGAGGGUGUGCGAUGCCAGUCGCCAGGCUCGCUUCAACCCCAGUCCCAACGACCCCACAUUGUCCGACUGCAACUGCCCCAUGGCUGGUGGCGCCUCCCCCACCGCACCGUGUGACCCCGUGGACCUGUCCACUCAGGGUUCCGUGUUCGUGGGCCUCCGGCUCAAACUGGCAUACUAUGGCGGCUCGCCUUUGCCUCCUGACGGGGCCGGCAACUUGACGGACGUCUGCCCGCGGAGCAGCAUCAGCAGCUAUGUGCUCAAGGACGAUACCACAGGCAAUGUGGGCGUUCAGGAGUUCAUCCUGCCGGACUGCAUGUACUCGCCUCCGCCGCCACCGCCGCCGCCGCGGCCACCGCCACCGCCCCCACCGCGGCCGCCGCCGCCACCGCCGAGCCCGCCACCGCCGCCGCCCCUGCCGCCGCCCAACCGCUUCGCCAUCUCGAUUAACAGUCCUGCGCGGCUGCCGUCUGGGCUGUGCCCCUCCCUCAACAACACAUUUAACUACCUGUUGAGUGAUCCAUUCCUGAAGGGAAAGUACCAGGCGCUCAGCACGUGUGCCGUGUCCGACUCCGUGACCGGCCCCGGGUCCUUUGUGCUGCUGGAGCUCUACUUCUACUUCCCUGAGGCCAGCAGCUACUUCGAGCAGGUGCUGGUGGGCAUGGGCAACACCACCACCCCCGGCAGCGGCCAGGGUGUGGGCGGUGGCGCCAACGGCCGCAGCCGGGCGUCUGAGCUGAUCCUGUUCUUCACGCUAAAUGUGGUGUGCGGCACCCGUAUGGUUGUGUCCAGCAGCGGUCUGUCCACGUCCAUCCUGCCCGACAUAAACCCGCCAGGCACCUGGCCCGAGCUGGUAUGCAAGCCGCCCCCGGCGCCCCCGGCUCGGCCUCCCUCACCCCCAUCGCCACCGCCGCCUUCCCCACCCCCUCCGCCUCCGUCUCCGCCCCCACCUCCACCCUCGCCACCGCCGCUGCCUCCACCGAACCCGCCUCCCCUGCCCCCGCAACCCCAACCACCUCAGCCGCUGCCUCCCUCGCCGCCUCCAGCUCCGUACAAGUUUACGGUCAUGUACGGCAACAGCUCGCGGCUGUCGCUCAACACCGCCUGCAACGAGGUCACCUACAUCCUGGAGUUCACAUACAAGACGCUGUUCGCACGCAACUUCUCCGCCGUGACGUGCAGCGCCGCGGCGGGCAGCGACGGGCCGGUGCUGGAGGCCACCAUCCUGUUUGCCGUCUCCAACUCCUCCAGCGACAGCCGAAACAUGGUGUACGUGUUCAACCCGCUCAACGUGGAGGUGUUGGCCCGGCGGCUGCAGCUGCCGUGCGGCUCGCGCUUCCUCAUUCGCAAUGAGCAGGGCCAAAUCAACUUCAUUGACGGCCGCCAAAUCCCCCGCCUCAGCUGCGACGCACCGCCACCACCGCCCACAGCACCGCCGCCAGCGCUGCCGCCUCCAUCCGCACCGCCACCAGGGCUGCCGCCGCCGCCAGAUGCGCCGUCAGGUGAUCAGGCGAGCGCGUUCAGUCCGCCACCACCCAAGAAGGCGCCGCCACGGCCGCCGCCGAAGCGCCCGCCGUCGCCGCUGCCGCCGGUGCUGCCGGAGGGCCUGAUGCCGCCUCCUUCUGAGGAGCUACCGGUGCUGACGCCGCCACGGCCGCCCAGCCCCAAGCCGCCGCGCCCUCCACCCCGGGUGCGACCGCCGCCACCGACAGACGGGGGCACAGAACAGCCUCAGCAGCCGAAUGAGUCGCCACCGCCGCCGCCGCCGCCACCCGAGACGCCUCCCCCACCACGGCCACCCAAGCGCCGCCCGCGACCGCCGAGUCCCAAACCGCCGAGGCCACCGCGCGUGCGGCCUCCGCCGCCCCCGCCUGAAGCACCGCCACCACCCCCGCCUGACGCGCCGCCGCCUGACACCCCACCACCACCGCCGUCGCGUAGCCCGCGCCCACCACGGCCUCCGCCCCCCAUGCCGUCACCUCCGCCUCCGCCCUCUCCACCACCUCGGCCGCCACCCCGUCCGCCGCCGCCUCCAGAUGCCGCACCACCCGAUGACCAAGCGUCAACCUCAGACGCGCCGCCACCAAUGGCACCUCCGCCCUCGCCACCGCCACCGCCCGGACCGCCGCCGCCAUCGCCGAAGCCGCCCCGGCCGCCGCCACCGUCACCGCAACCGCCGCCGGAGCCGGCACCGCCAGGGGCACCGGCUAUCAGCCCCUCACCCCCGCCACCGCCACCACCAAACCCGCCCCUGCCGCCGCCUCCGCCUCCAAGGCCGCCACGUCCACCACUCCCGCCCAUCCCCAGCAAUGACACCAGCGCGGGCCGCCUGCUACGGAUGUCAGUCACCACCAGCCGCACCGAUGCCUUCGGACCCAACGACUGCAGGAGCUUCAUCCUGAUCGCUCAGCAGAGCCUGGGCGGCCGCCCGCUCGUCAGUGGCUUCAACUGCACUGUGGCCAACCCAGCCACCUCGGGCGCGGCCCUCACCGGCCUGUUCGAGCAGGUGGCUGACGCCGUGUCGUACUUCGACACGAUCGCAACCACCUCAACCGCCUCCACGCUGCGCGCCGCGCUGGGGCUGCCCUGCGGCGUCAGCUCGGUGCUGUUCUCAGUGAACGCGCCCGGGGUGCUGCCGCGGCUAUAUAACGCGGCAAACACGGCGAACCUGAGGUGUGACGUGGCAGCGCGCAAGACCGCCGCACCUGCGCUGCCGCCGUUGCCUCCCGACUGGCAGCAUUAAGCAGUCGGCUUUCCCAGGCAAUAGGCCGCGGGGAGAUGCCGCAUUGUGGUGGUGUGCCUGGGUGGCCGUAAGCGACGGGAGCAAGCAGACAAAGCAGGGCACACGAGGGGCGGCUGAAUAGUCCGCUGCCGGUUGCGCCCGGCGCGCAUUCCAACGGCUGAGUUUGACUCGCUGCCUGUUUGCGAUCAACAGGCUUUUAUAUUGGUGGCAUUAGUGUGGACGUGUGCUGAAAAUGCCGUGUCCGGAGAGCUGGAUUGGUAGCACGCUGAAGGGAAGGACACGUUGACCAGGUUGCGCACGUAUAUACCAGUGCCCCAGUCGGCCAUGAGGUGCAGCCGCUUACAAGGGGGGUACAUGGCAUUCCAAUGACAUAUGCAUUAGUGUUACCGCAACACCUUAUGCCCUGCGUUCUGGUUCCUGACCUUUGAUCGAGAGGCGUCGCGAGACGUGCAGCCGAAAGGGUUGUAUUACCGGCGUGCCUGGCUGCGGCACGUUUGACCGAACACAGUGUGAUAACAUAAGGAUGCCACGUAUGCAUGCCUGAGCGCUUGACUGCCGUUCCAUACGUUACUUGCUGGAUAUGACUUGACGUUGUGUGUGUGGAAGUACUGGCACAGGUAUUGAGGAGCUGCGGCGGGGCUGGGCGGGGCCUUGCGGUUGCGGUUGCGGUUGCGUGGCCUUGCGGCUGCUCUUAAGCGCUCUGCAUUUUUCAAACUCCUAUGGCUCUUAUAGAUAUGCUUUGUGGCAUAUGGACAAGGGGUGUCAGCUUUGUACAGCUGGAAAAUGGGCUGAGCCCCCGUACGCUUGGGAGCUGAUAGGCGUGUAACGCCCCGUCAGA